AUGUGGGGUUUCAAGCGCAAGUACGUGGACCGCGUGGACUGCAGCGCGGACUGGGUGUCAGUGGCCCUGGACGCCGUGGGGGCGCUGCUGGAGCUGCCCGAGGCCGCCUGGUUUUCGCCCGACCCCGAAACCACUGCAGAGGGCUACAGGCAGUUCAUUGCAGAGCCCAUGUGGCUGCGCAAAGUGCAGGCGCGGCUGGCCGCGGGGGCCUACGCGCUGCCGUACCACUUCAAACAAGACGUGGCUCUGAUUUUCCGCAACGCCCGCCUCUUCAACGCCCCCCAAGACAAGGCCUACCGCGACUGCUGCCUGCUCGAACAGAAGUUCAACAUGCUCUGGGCGCCCAUCAACAACGCCUUUCAGAGGGCCGCCAGGCACAAGCGCCUCCAGCAGAUGCAGCAGCAGCAGCAGCAGGGGGGGCAGCAGCAGCAGCAGGUGCCGCAGCAGCAGCAGCAGGUGGCACAGCAGCAGAUGGGGCAGCAGCAGCAGAUGGUGGGACAGCAGCAGCAGCAGAUGGGGCAGCAGCUGCAGCAGAUGGGGCAGCAGCAGCAAAUGCAGCAGCAGCAGUUGCAGCAGCAACUGGAGCAGCAACAAGUGCACGACGCGCAACAUCAGCAGCAGAUGCAGCAGCAGCAGCAGCGAGUCCAGGAAGUCCAGCAACAGCAGCAAAUGCAACAGAUGCAGCAACCGCUUGAGGUCAAAGUGCAGCAGCCGCAGCAGCAGCUGCAGCAACACGCGGAAGUGCAGCAGCAGCUCGAUAGUAAUCUACAAUGCGAAGGAACAGUAGUACCAGCAGCAGCAGCAGUUGGGGCAGAAGUAAUCACAACAGCAAAUGUUCUCGCGCCAGCCACGCAGACAAAUGCGAUGCCAGACGUGCAGCAACAUGAGCAGCAGCAGCAGCAGCUGCCGCAGCAGUUCAACGGCUCAGCUGAGCUGGUAGGCAGUGGUGUUUCGGAUGCAUUCGUUCCGCAGCAGCAACAGCAACAGCAGCAGCAGCACGAGGAGCAGUCGCAGGUGCAACAAAUGAAGCAGCAGCAGCAGGAGCAAAUCGAGCAGCAGCAACAAACUGGCACUGCGGAAUCGUGA
Molecule: messenger RNA, 1086 nt
Organism: Eimeria necatrix
Lineage: Eukaryota; Apicomplexa; Conoidasida; Eucoccidiorida; Eimeriidae
Exons: 1
Coding region: 1-1086 (361 amino acids)
Molecular function (GO): protein binding
Source: RefSeq, a predicted model, not a curated record